AACAGUGUAGAUGUGGCACUGAGGGAUGUGGUCAGUGGGCAUGGUGGGGUGGGGUUGGACUUGGGGAUCUGAGAGGUCUUUUCCAACUCUAAUGACUCUGUGAUUCUAAUUUACCAAGCUGAGUUCAUCCUCAUCCAAUCGAUAUCAAUUCACACAAUAAAACUCAAACCUCAAGCUCAUACAAAAUUAUUCCACAACUAUUCAAGUGGAAUCAACACGUCUAUGGAGCUCUCUUACACGUAAACUCAUCCCAUAUAGUGGCAUUCAGAUUAGACAUUGAUCAGAUCCUCUCUCAAGGUUACUUACAUUGCUCUCAGAAUAACUAUUCCAUAGGAAUUUAUUCACAUUGGGAAGUUGUAGUGCAGCUACAGCCAAACCCUACUCCCUCCCUGAGGGCAGCAAACGCAGCUCACAUAACACAUUGCAGAAAGGGUCUCAUGGUUGCAAUGUUUCUUCACCCAUACUUGAGAUUAUGGCUAAUCCAGCCAUCAUGAAUUAAGCUGAUUUUCCACGUAGUCCCACUAAAUAAGCAAAAGUCAAAUGUGGGCAGUAACCACUGGAUAACCAUGAGAAUUAAGAGUAGAACCCUUGAAUAAGGAAGCAAAAAUAGCAGAGUCAAGCUGAACGGACUCACAAACAGAUCUAAAGGCAGAACAGAAUACAAUCCUUAGCAGCACUGCAAAAGCCAUUCAAGUAUCCUCAAGUAUCAUCAAGGAACAGCAUGUACCAGAAAUAGAAGAAAGAAAGCAGUCAGAAACCAAUGUGGCAAAACCACAGUGUAGUACCCUGCUGUGUAGACUGAAAUUCUGCUCCUGAAAGUGUUUUCUAAAUACAGAGCAAGGCUUAGUGACAAUUCAUAGCUAUUCGCAGCCACAACCCAGAGCAACAUUCGGGGUCAGUCUGUUGGGUAUAAGCUCAGAAAGAGGGUUUUGUGUUCAUGGUAAGCCACAAAAAGCUCUGAUUCUCAUCAAUAGUGCCUUUUUUCACCCAAAGAUUUCCCAUAUAAAAAUGACACGUAGAAAGAUCCCUGUACAAGUGGCAAGUCCUACUCAAACAUUUUUGGUCACUUCUACAACACUGGGAUACUAUUGGGAACAUGAUACUGUUGGGCACAGAUUUUUAUCUACAAACUUAAAAGUAGAACACAGGAGAAAGAAGAAAUCCCAGAUAGCUCCUUCUUUCUUGGGUUGGAACCCAGCGGUGUGACUUGGAGAGGAAAGAGAUGAUUUAGUGCUGCAGGGAGGGGGCAGAGGAGAUCACACAACCAGUGUCAAGUGCGGAGCAGCAAGCUGCCUCGGGCAUGCAUGCAGGAUGAAUUACAAAUUGGGGAACAUCCAGAGCUCACCUUCCUCUCAUGAAAACUGAUCCCAGCCCCAAGGGAUGGAGGGGCAGCAUUUACAGUAAGGUACAGCUUUGGAGCAGCUCUGAUGAGUUACACAGCCUAGUGCCGAGCUCUGGGGAAGCGCACCGUCGGCAAAAUGCCUUCUGAUGUCCAGAAACACACAAAAAGGGAUUGUCUGAGCGAUGGAUGGGUGCCACAGGGCUCCAGUCAUGCAGAGCUAAUAGGUCAGCUGCUCCCUCGCUUGUCCACACGCUCAGCUGAGGUUACAGUUUCUCACCGAUUUCUUUUUUUCUGAAGAUAGUGAUCCUAUAACAGGAGCCAGAAUUGUCACGCAACAUUUACAGCAGUGAAAUGGCAUGGGCUGGGAGAAGAGGUUCCAGCUACAUCUGGGACCAUCACAUUCCUUUUUCCAAAUCAAAGCAUCAUUGUUUUCUUUCACAAGUCCCACAUCUUGGCAACCCACAGUUUCCUCAGGUUCUCUCUCCCAGUAACAGUUGCAUGACUUUAUUGCAAAUGAUUUAUUGCAACUCCGACUAUUGACAGCCUCCAAUGACCACAAGUUCAUCUCUCUUAUAGAAGGAAGUCAGUAUGUGGUCUGGAAUCUCUUUUCAAAAACCCAUAGUAACAAUGCAAACCACCACUAAGUGCAGGUUAUCAGCUUGACCUUGCAUCAGUACAAGGCUAGUUCCCAUUUAAUAACACUUUCGCUACGCAGAGAGAUUUAUCACAGCAUUAAAAGGUCAAUAAGACUCCUCCUUUCCUAUCAGCCUCCAUGAGACUGCAAAAUAAAAUUAAUGAACAGAAUCAGGCAAAAUACUUGGAGGGGGGAGACAAUAAUAAUUUGGUUUUCCUGGUCCACAUUGUAUUAACUCUCCACAUAGCCAUGACAUACUCACUUUGUUUCUGGCAUGCCCAAUGCCUUUAGCCAAUGCUUUUUCUCUGGUCUUAGUGGUAAAACUAAUGGGAAGAGAAAAACUUCAGGUGUUAUUAUACUCUGCAGUCAAAGCUUUGUGACUUAGUUAUUCUCUUCCUUUCACUGAUCUGAUUUUAUUGAAACCAGUCUCUUCCCUUUUCUUUAUUUGUGUGCAUUUGUCCAAUGCCUCUUGCGAUGAAAAAGCCAUUAGGCAGGACAUGUAACUGCACAAAAGCUCUUAAUGAAAUUCUAAUGCUUAAGACCACAAAUUAGGCAGUGGGGUUGAAGAACUGCAGUAUAAAGGAGAGGUCAGAUAUGGCUUUAUAUAACCUGGAGAUAAGUGGGAAAACUGCAUUAAGAGAACAGACAGCCUGCAACAAUCACAAAUAUACACACGUACACAUUUCCAAGUUGUCAGUUUUCCCACCCGCUCCUUUCAAGAGGAGUUUUACAUAUAUCUCCUCAUCAACCUCCAGUUCAGCUACUGGGAAUGGGGCCUGUGCCCAAAACACGGUGAACUUUAGUUCACAUCAUUUCUUUCCUGAUACACUCGAGGUCUUACAUGUGAUUUCCAAGCCUCAUUGUACUUCAUCCCCUUGGGCAGUGCAAUCUAACUCAUCAUAAAUACAGAUUUCUCUUUGAACUGUAAGAGCAAAAUAGAUUUUCCACAUUUUUAAGUGAUACAUCUUUGUAAGCCAAACCCGAUAACCCCUUCAGUUAUUUACCUAACAGCCAUUUAAACACGUGGCAAAGACUUUGUCAAUUAACCCUUGAGGUGCCUUUUUUUCCUGACUUAUACCCCGCAAUCUCAGUGGUGCCUUUGCAAUUUUACUGUAAAUUUACAGUGAAAAAGGACUACAAAAAAAAAAAUGGAAAACAAACUUCUGGAAGAUUGAAUCCAUUCAUCUUACUCUGACAAAUAUCAUUAGAUAUGUCUGAAAUAUCUGAAGAUCAAAGACAGGGAACUCAUUGAAUACCUGAGAUUUAAAUUGUGCAAAACAUAAGGAAUUGAUAAUAGAAAAAAAGCAAAACUAUAAGCUGAUGGUACUCAUCAGUCUUAAGUAAUGAUAGGAACAAACUCCUUUGUUGUAUGUAGUCCCACUAAGAGCAAUUGUAGUUAAUUAAUAUAGCUGUCUCUCAGUAAAGCAAUAUUGCUAAAUUUUCUUAAGUCCAAAGUAAUACAUUUUCAUUAACUUAUGAAUCCACAGGCAAAAAAAUGUAAUUAUUUCUAUUAAAAAUAGUGGUAAAUCUGCAUAACGCUGUAUCACACUUCAUUGUAAUUAUGCCUAGAUAACAGUUCUCUGAGAGCUACAGGAAGAACUCAGAUUAGGAAUAUCCUUAUUAUUAGAAUAGGUUAUUGCCUAGCAGAAUAUCUUACGCUGUAACAGGGUGGUUUCUUUUACAUUUUAAGUUUUAGAAAAUAUUUAUUGAAAUUUUCCUUCGUUCUGACAGAGUUUCCAUCUGAAGCGGAUUUGGUAAUGGUUUCACUACUUCAAGAUCAAUCUAAUAUUAAAUUUUCUUCUUCGGACACUUUGGAAAGGGACCAACAAGAAGACCUCAUGAAGACACCAGGGGAUUCGGUAUCCCCAAUUCAGCACACGGAUAAUCCCAGCUACAACUGCCAACCAUACGAAUCAGACAGGACAGAAAGGAAGAGCUCCGAGUCCUCCCACAGCCCCAGCCCUGCUUCCCCGGCCCAGGACCAGCUCCUUGGGAGAUACCCCACGAGCCAAGGGAUUCACUGCGGCAAGAACAAAUUCCACGUCUCCUUCAGCGCGGAAAAAUUCCGACGGUACAGUUACGAGGAAAACACCGUAGGAAAUUACGACAGGUUCCUCAAGAGCAGCAGGAACCCCUUUCACCCCUACAAGAGGCAGAUCAGCGAAGACGUCUUCCAGGAAGCACAGCAAGGCCUUCCACCUGAAGGCCCGCCAUUCAAAAACACCAGAAGUAUCGACGGUUUUGAGAGCCUCCCAGCAUCCACGGGCCCUGAUGAGUCAGAAUCAUUUCCAACACAUGUUCCAAACAUCUCCUCCGAACAGUCGUGGUGUAACAGUCUCCAGUACAGCACCACAGGUCAAGACCACAGUUCACAAGUCAUGCAGGAUUCAGACCUCAAGCUUAGGACAUCCCCACUGGAAGGGCAGCCUGGGUUGUACUGCUAUCAGCCCCAAGUGCAGCAGAUGUACUGCCCCUCACAUCCCUUCCACCAGUACCCAUCAGGAGGCAGCUACCCAGUGACUUACAUCACCUCUUCGCACUACCCCUACCAAAGGAUUGCUCCUCAAAGCACUCAAGAAUCCCAGCAGCCUCUGUUUCCCAAACCCAUCUACUCCUAUAGCAUCCUGAUCUUCAUGGCACUCAAAAACAGCAAGACGGGCAGUUUGCCAGUCAGCGAGAUUUACAAUUUCAUGACAGAGCACUUUCCUUAUUUUAAGACAGCCCCGGAUGGCUGGAAGAACUCGGUGCGGCACAACUUAUCCUUGAACAAAUGCUUUGAGAAAGUUGAAAACAAAUCAGGCAACUCCUCUCGGAAAGGCUGUUUGUGGGCUCUGAACCCGGCCAAGAUUGACAAGAUGCAGGAGGAGCUGCAGAAAUGGAAGAGGAAAGAUCCAGUGGCUGUGAGGAAGAGUAUGGCAAAGCCAGAAGAGCUUGACACACUGAUAGGUGACAAAGGUGAAAAGCUGCGAUCUUCCCUCAUGUCCUGCAGCCCUAAUGGUGUUGCAGGUGCAUCCCUCUCCAGGCAGAUGGCAGUCCAACCCCACUCCUUGGGCGAGCCCCCGCUUUCCUCUCUACCACAGCCUCUACAUCCCAUCCACGCAUCAUCAGGAGCUCUCCAUGCCAAGAACACGUUGCCAAACUUGCUCGGAGGGCAGCAAACUGCAUGCUACACGGCCCCACAGGGCUUCCCUCCAAUCUCAAGUGCGUUAAUGCCGCAGACACCCGACCAUCAGACAAUGUUUCCCUCCGGGGAGGCUCCAAACGAACUGCGGGGUCAACCCAGCACCACCCAGGACUCCCCACUGCCGGCCCAGACCCCCCCGAGCUGUGGUGUGAAGGUGAUGACAGAGCACUGCACGGCCCGCACGGUGCCCGACCCUUUGCUGCAGGAGGGGGACCUCAGCAACGACAUCGAUGCUCUGAACCCAUCCCUCACCGACUUUGAUCUCCAAGGCAAUCUCUGGGAGGAGCUGAAGGAUGACAGCCUCGCUGUGGACCCCUUGGUUCUCAUUUCAUCAUCCCCAACGUCUUCCCAGUGUUUCCCUUCUCACUGCCAGAUGGAGAACAGCAACACAGUCACCGUCCCAAAUGGAACCCCACACAGCAACCUACCCGACCUCCAGCUCACUACCCUUUACUCUGCCUUUAUGGAGUUGGAUACAGUGUCUCCUGCCUACCUGAGUAAUCCUGGAUCCAAACCUAUAGCACUAAUGUGAACCACAGACCAUCCCAGUUAUCAUUUUUUUUGUCCAAACACAGCCCAAACCAUCACACACACCUGACUGACGUCUGCUACAAGAGCUGAAACUGUGCCCAUUGGAAUAAGAGACCUUCCAGAACUCAUCUGCAGGAUAUGUAGCUUUACA
Messenger RNA from Numida meleagris (helmeted guineafowl), 5842 nucleotides. RefSeq names its product forkhead box N1 (gene FOXN1). Lineage: Eukaryota; Metazoa; Chordata; Aves; Galliformes; Numididae. Gene Ontology annotation, molecular function: DNA-binding transcription factor activity, RNA polymerase II-specific; transcription cis-regulatory region binding. The coding region runs from base 3734 to 5692 and encodes 652 amino acids. The transcript is spliced from 8 exons. Gene Ontology annotation, biological process: regulation of transcription by RNA polymerase II. The record is from RefSeq and is a predicted model, not a curated record.